AUGGGAGCCGUAAGGGUUUUCAGAAAAAUUGUACGAAAAUUGAAAAGGGCUGUUAGCCCAAAAGUGAUGAAAGAGAACUCAGCCGCCUCCAACCAAAACUCAGGAAACCACACGCGAGGAGUGAACAAUAAUUUACUCGGUGAACUUGAGGCACUCAAUCAGUCGAAUAGGAUUGAUCAGUGGUGGUUAACAGAGGAAGAGAGAAUCAUGUCGGACCUACGGAAAAUUGGAAAAACAAGCAAUUAA
Molecule: messenger RNA, 246 nt
Organism: Acaulospora morrowiae
Lineage: Eukaryota; Fungi; Glomeromycota; Glomeromycetes; Diversisporales; Acaulosporaceae
Source: the annotation of a GenBank genome assembly